Choloepus didactylus (southern two-toed sloth) is the source of this 399-nucleotide messenger RNA. It is a transcript of the gene FABP2, whose product is annotated as fatty acid binding protein 2. Gene Ontology annotation, biological process: fatty acid transport. Lineage: Eukaryota; Metazoa; Chordata; Mammalia; Pilosa; Megalonychidae. The transcript has 4 exons. Gene Ontology annotation, molecular function: fatty acid binding. The record is from RefSeq and is a predicted model, not a curated record. Gene Ontology annotation, cellular component: nucleus; cytosol. The coding region runs from base 1 to 399 and encodes 132 amino acids.
AUGGCAUUUGAUGGUACUUGGAAGGUAGAUCGGAGUGAGAACUAUGACAACUUCAUGGAAAAAAUGGGUGUUAAUAUGGUGAAAAGAAAACUUGCAGCUCAUGACAAUUUGAAACUCACAAUUACACAAGAAGGAAAUAAAUUCACCGUCAAAGAAUCAAGCACUUUUCGAAGCAUUGAAAUUGUGUUUGAGCUUGGUGUCAAUUUUAAUUACAGCCUGGCUGACGGAACUGAACUCACUGGUAGCUGGACCCUAGAGGGAAACAAACUUAUUGGAAAAUUCAAACGGAUAGACAAUGGAAAAGAGCUGAAUGUUGUCCGAGAAGUUACAGGUGGUGAACUAGUCCAGGCUUUUGAAUAUGAGGGAGUAAAAGCCAACAGGAUCUUUAAAAAGGAAUAA